Molecule: messenger RNA, 408 nt
Organism: Striga hermonthica
Lineage: Eukaryota; Viridiplantae; Streptophyta; Magnoliopsida; Lamiales; Orobanchaceae
Source: the annotation of a GenBank genome assembly
AUGUUGGGGAUUAUAAAGUUAUUCGGGCAACGGUUUGAAGGGGAUCCGGGCGGGGUAGAAGGCGUGGCCAUUCGAGAACUGGUUCUAGUCAUUUGUGAGGUGGACGACCGGUGGCUCGAUGCGGCCGCUGUUGGGAUGUCGAUUGUAGUAAGUGAUUCUAUGGGUAUAGAGCCCGAGCCCAACGUGCCUCCUGUUAACGGGCUUGUGAGUAUGAUGUCGGGCCAAAUCGAGGUGGACUUUGCGAGAUGCUAUUGUUGCGGGCUUACUGAGGAGUGCACCCUAACAUACACAGAAACAAUCCGAGAAAGUAUCUCUCGUAUGUUUAAAACUCCUCUUCACUAUCAAGACGAAAAAAGCCGUUACUCCGAAAAUCUCUCCAAACUCACUCCUGUCAAGCCCGUAAUCUGA